AUGCCACCGCGGCCGUCCCUCCAGUCGAUCCUCCUCAUUGCAGCCUCCACCUCCACUGCCGCUGGGUACGCGGGCCUCCUCCUCGCCGCGGGCCGCCACUUCCCUGCCGCCUUCGCCGCCGCGGGGGCCACCGCAUCCGCCUGCUCCACUCCUUCUCCGGGGGCCGUCUCCCCAGGCCGACCGAGCUCGCCUACUGCUUCGGGACCGCCGCCGUGCCCGUCGUCCCGCGCUCCUCGAAUGUGCAAAGGGGGGUUCAAAAAGGAACAAAGCCUUAGUGUCUUCAUCCGAAUUGAUGGUUUAAAUGCAAGAUGGACUUGUUUUAGAGCGAAUUGUGGCUGAAAAGGCAAUGCCCAGCCUGACGGAGAUUCCGCGGUGUACCAAGCAAAAAAGGACACACGAAAUGGAAGUGACACAGGAAAUAGAACUGGCGCAGGAAAGGAAACUGACCAGCAAGUCAAGGCAAAUCAUGCAGUCAAGGUCUACAGAAAGCUUUGUGAAGAGGACCUGCAUCUUGAGCCUCUGUGUGAUGAGAUCGUGACAUACUUUUCGGAAAGAAUGAUAUCACCGGAAACACUUCGAAGGAACAAUGUAUCGCAACGUAAAUGGAACAACAAGCUUGUGAUUGCUUUCACCUAAAGACGUGAUAAAGUCCUCGUUGGCUGCAAAUACAGGGAACUCUCUAAGAAAUAUUCACAGGAGAGAAACACUGAGAAAAUUUUGUAUGGUCUGGAUGAUAUAAAGCAAGCACGUGUUGUUAUCAUUGUUGAGGGUGAAAUUGAUAAACUUUCCAUGGAAGAGGCUGGCUAUCGUAACUGUGUGAGUGUGCCAGAUGGUGCACCACCACAAGUAUCCAACAAACUCCCAGACAAAGACCAUGAUACGAAGUAUCGAUAUCUGUGGAACUGCAAAGAGUAUCUUGACUCGGCAUCUAAGAUAAUACUGGCAACAGAUGCUGAUCCUCCAGGGCAGGCUCUUGCUGAGGAACUUGCUCGCCGCCUUGGUAAUGAAAGGUGUUGGAGGGUCACCUGGCCAAGGAAGAAUGAGACACAAUUUUGCAAAGAUGCCAAUGAGGUUUGUUAUGUCAUGCACGGACUACUUUGA
Messenger RNA from Lolium rigidum, 1101 nucleotides. RefSeq names its product primase homolog protein. The record is from RefSeq and is a predicted model, not a curated record. Gene Ontology annotation, molecular function: single-stranded DNA binding; 5'-3' DNA helicase activity. NCBI's taxonomy places the organism in Eukaryota, Viridiplantae, Streptophyta, Magnoliopsida, Poales, Poaceae. The transcript is spliced from 11 exons.